AAACAUUUCUAGGUAGUCUGACCUGAUGUAGAACAAGGCGCUGGAAUAACUUGAAGAGGGUUGUCGGGCAAACGUUCGUUAAAGGCCAAGCCCAAAGGCGAUCAAAAGAAGACCCACUGAGCACAUAAAAGAUGAGCUGACAUUCAUUUAUUCUUCACUAGUCACUUGUCCGACUGACCAACAAGGAAUAAGUUCGAUUUUUUCUCUUCUCCAAUUUCAAGAAAAACAACAGAAAUCUUCAACCAUGGCAGACUUCAGACUUUUGGCUCGCACCCACGGCUUCAUGAAGCUAGCUGAAAUCAUUAUCGCCUUGGUCUGCCUCAUCUUGAUUCGCACCUACUCGUUGAACUUUGGCGGUGACGUCACCACAGGAUCGUUCCACGAUCGCUACAAUGUCGGAUUGGUCACAGUGGGUGGCAUGCUUUUGGUGUCCCUCCCGUUGCUCAUCUCUUACCUGUGGAGCACUUCCGGAACUUACCAGCCGUUCCUCGAGAUCAUCUACAACACGCUCGGUUUCAUCCUUUUCUUGACGGUUGGCUCGCUCGCCUUGGAUCAUUACCGCAACUACGCCGGAGUAACUCAUACCGGCAAUGACAACCGAAGAGGAGACAUGAACGAUUGGCUCGGGAACUCUAACACGACCCAAUCCGAUACCGGAAUCGGUAAAGCCUUCGGUUUCAACACCACCGACAACGUUACUGCUGGAAAGGCGCUUGGGGCUCUUUGCAUCAUCAACGCUUUCUUUUACUUGACCGAUGCUGCCUUGGCUCUUCGACAAGGUUCGACCGUAUGAACCGGAUGUUUUUUCCUCAUUUAUUUGCGAAGUGAAGUCGUGUAGAGCUUCAGCAAUACGGAAUAGCUCGUGAAAACUACAUAUAAAACUAUUUUUUGUUUGUCUUAACAUUUUAGUGUUUGCUUACCGUGUGUGAUUUUAUGUUUGUUCUUCCUAAAAAAAAACAAAAACCAAAUAUAUAAUUACAUGGUUAGCGGUAA
Messenger RNA from Daphnia magna, 993 nucleotides. RefSeq lists its product as uncharacterized. The coding region runs from base 245 to 793 and encodes 182 amino acids. Gene Ontology annotation, biological process: septate junction assembly. NCBI's taxonomy places the organism in Eukaryota, Metazoa, Arthropoda, Branchiopoda, Diplostraca, Daphniidae. The transcript has 3 exons. Gene Ontology annotation, cellular component: membrane. The record is from RefSeq and is a predicted model, not a curated record.